This is a messenger RNA of Rhopalosiphum maidis (corn leaf aphid), 2139 nucleotides long. It is a transcript of the gene Src64B, whose product is annotated as tyrosine-protein kinase Src64B. The transcript is spliced from 8 exons. Gene Ontology annotation, cellular component: extrinsic component of cytoplasmic side of plasma membrane. NCBI's taxonomy places the organism in Eukaryota, Metazoa, Arthropoda, Insecta, Hemiptera, Aphididae. Gene Ontology annotation, molecular function: signaling receptor binding; ATP binding; non-membrane spanning protein tyrosine kinase activity. The record is from RefSeq and is a predicted model, not a curated record. Gene Ontology annotation, biological process: cell surface receptor protein tyrosine kinase signaling pathway; innate immune response; cell differentiation. The coding region runs from base 179 to 1768 and encodes 529 amino acids.
AUAAUAUAUAGAGAAGAAAAUCUUUUAGAAAGUGUUAUAAUUAAUGUGAGUUCAAUGUUUUAAAAUUAUUUAGUUUAAAAAUAAAUUAGAAUUUUGCGUUCUACUGUUUAUAAUAAAAAAAAGAUAAGUUUACUAUAAAUAUUAACAAACAUGAUGAAGACUAACCAUUGUACUUAAAAUGGGUACUUGUUGCAGUCGUCAUUCACCAGAUCCCACCCAUCAUCUGGUUUUACAUCAUGGUUUCAAAAUACAAGAUACGAUAGAUGUCUUGAAUAAAGGAUCCAGUGAAGUGCGUUAUGUGGCUGAUUUGAAUCGUCAACAUGGAACAGCAAGUAUUAAACGCCAUGGUGUUGACAUUAUACGUACUCCAACAUCAACACUUCAUUCAUCUUUACAUGGACGAAUUGUGGUUGCUGUUUAUAAUUACCAGUCCAGGGAAAUGUCUGAUGUAUCAUUUGUUAAAGGAGAUCGCAUGGAGCUAUUAGAUGAUAGUGAACCAGAUUGGUGGCGCGUUAGACAUUUGAGAACAAAUGAAGAAGGAUUAAUUCCUUGGAAUUUUGUUGCUGAAGAAAAAUCAGUUGAGAGUGAAGAUUGGUUUUUUGGAAAAAUAUCUCGUAAAGAAGCGGAAAAACUAUUAUUAUCUGAAGAAAAUCAAAGAGGAACAUACUUAGUACGCGACUCAGAACACAAUCCAAAUGGCUUCUCUCUUAGUGUUAAAGACUGGGAAGGAGGUCGAGGAUAUCAUGUGAAACACUAUAAAAUAAAAUCUCUAGAUAAUGGUGGUUAUUACAUUGCUACUAAUCAGACUUUUUCUAGUCUUCCUGAACUCAUAUCUGCCUAUUCGAAAAAUUCAUUGGGAUUAUGCCAUGUUUUGGCUCGUUCAUGUUGUAAGCCACAACCACAGAUUUGGGAUCUAGGUCCUAAUUUACGUGAUCAGUGGGAAAUAGACCGUAGUGAAAUCCAAUUAAUUAGAAAACUUGGCCAUGGUAAUUUUGGUGAAGUUUGGUAUGGUAAAUGGCGAAAUAAUAUUGAAGUAGCUGUAAAAACACUUAAACAAGGCUCAAUGUCUACUCAAGCAUUUUUACAAGAAGCUUCUAUAAUGAAAAAGUUUCGACAUGAUCGACUUGUUGCCCUUUAUGCUGUUUGUUCAAAAGAUGAACCUGUACUAAUAAUACAAGAAUAUAUGUGUAAUGGAAGUUUAUUGGAUUUUUUGCGAAAUUGUGAUAGUAAAUAUUUGCAAUUUGGUGAUUUAAUCUAUAUUGCUGCUCAAGUUGCUAGUGGAAUGGCAUAUUUGGAAUUAAAGCAAUUAAUUCAUCGGGAUUUGGCUGCAAGAAAUGUAUUGAUUGGAGAAAAUAAUAUGGCUAAAAUUUGUGACUUUGGUUUAGCUAGAAUUAUAGAAGAUGAUGAAUAUUGUCCUAGACAAGGUACUCGAUUUCCUGUAAAGUGGACUGCACCUGAAGCUAUUGUUUAUGGACGUUUUUCAAUUAAAUCAGAUGUAUGGUCUUUUGGAAUAUUACUUAUGGAAUUAUUUACAUACGGACAAGUCCCAUACCCGGGUAUGCAUGGCCGCGAAGUCAUCGAACAAGUGGAACAUGGAUAUCGUAUGCCAAAGCCAGUUUCUCAUUUUAUCCCCGAUGACAUUUACAGACUUAUGUUAUUGUGUUGGGAUUCUGAUCCAGACAAACGACCAACAUUUGAGUUCCUGAAUCAUUAUUUUGAAGACUUCACUAUUACCUCAGAAAUACCGUACAGGGAAGUAAGUGAUUAAAUGAUCAAUUCUAACACCAAUACCCAAAUGUGCCAUACUGGGUUGCUGCAAGUCCUUAAUAUUGUCAAACUAGGAAAAAUGUGUUUCAUGUUUAAAUGGCUCACUAAAUAAAACAAUAUUAAUUUUAAAGAAAAUCUUUAACUAUACUUACUACUUGGGUUUAUCAUUAUUUAACUAACUAACAAAUAUUUUAUUUUUCUUAAUUUUUUAGAUCUCAUUUUGUUUUGUUUUAUUUUAUUUUAUUUUAUUUUAUUUAUUGUACUUAUUGAUUGUUGUUAUUAUUUUUUCAUUAAAUUUUGAAUCUUAAAAACUUCACAUUUUGCCAAAUUUAACUAUUUAAGAAAUUAUUAUAAUUUUGAACCUUGAGAAUA